AAUGCGUAAUAAAAUUAACUGAAACUUUCCUGCAUAAAAAUCGAAUCCCUUCAAACCGGUAAGCCAAAAAAGAACCAUCCUGUGAAACGACGAACUGCGAAAAACUGAAAGAAACUUGAGACGUUUGCGCUUCGCUCAUGGCGAAUCUUCCUCAAUCUCUCUCCAUGAAUUCACCUUUUGGUGUCCCCAGCAUGUCCACUCCUACUGCCGCCGGUGCUCCUCCCAACAAGGACCGGAAGAUGGCUUCGGCGGAGCACUUGGUGCUUGACCUAAGUAAUCCAGAUCUUCGUGAAAACGCCCUUCUUGAGCUCUCUAAGAACAAGGAAUUAUUUCAAGAUUUGGCUCCUUUCGUGUGGAAUUCUUUUGGUACUAUUGCUGCACUCAUGCAGGAGAUAGUUUCAAUAUAUCCUGUUUUAUCACCACCAAAUCUCUCUCCUGCACAAUCAAAUCGAGUUUGCAAUGCCCUUGCUCUUCUACAGUGUGUGGCCUCUCAUCCAGACACGCGGAUGUUGUUCCUCAAUGCACAUAUACCUUUGUAUCUUUACCCAUUCCUCAACACAACUAGCAAGUCAAGGCCUUUUGAGUACUUGAGACUUACCAGCUUAGGUGUCAUUGGUGCCCUGGUGAAGGUUGAUGACACCGAAGUUAUUAGCUUCCUUCUCUCAACUGAAAUAAUCCCUUUGUGUCUCCGGACCAUGGAGAUGGGCAGUGAAUUAUCAAAAACAGUUGCUACAUUUAUAGUUCAGAAGAUUUUGUUGGAUGAUGUGGGCUUGGAUUAUAUUUGCACUACAGCAGAACGGUUUUUCGCAGUUGGCCGAGUUUUGGGGAACAUGGUUGCAGCUCUUGCUGAACAACCCUCAUCUCGGUUGUUGAAGCAUAUUAUUCGAUGUUAUCUUCGACUAUCAGAUAAUCCAAGGGCUUGUGAUGCACUAAGGAGUUGCUUGCCAGACAUGCUUAGAGAUGCUACCUUCAGUAGUUGCCUUCGUGAAGAUCCAACAACAAGACGAUGGCUGCAGCAGUUGCUUCAUAACGUUGGAGUGAACCGCGUCCCAGGGUUGCAGGCUGGGGGAGGAUUUGACCACAUGCUGGUAAACUAGACUAAAUUGCAUAACCUUCUUAUUGAGACUGCUUUUUGCAAUUUGAUUUUAGAUGCAAAUGGUUCAUCAUCUUUUUUUUUAAAUUUCUAUGUGAAUUAGCAUCAUCAGAUUAAUGUAAUUAGUGGACGCGUUGCUCUGACAAAGAAGCCUUACGUGUUGUGAGAAAUGAGAAAUCCCGAACUUGGUUUCUUC
Molecule: messenger RNA, 1289 nt
Organism: Manihot esculenta (cassava)
Lineage: Eukaryota; Viridiplantae; Streptophyta; Magnoliopsida; Malpighiales; Euphorbiaceae
Product: CCR4-NOT transcription complex subunit 9
Exons: 9
Coding region: 138-1097 (319 amino acids)
Biological process (GO): negative regulation of translation; mRNA catabolic process
Cellular component (GO): CCR4-NOT complex; P-body; CCR4-NOT core complex
Source: RefSeq, a predicted model, not a curated record